GCCGAAAUGUGGUUGCAGCCAUUUCUCGCGUCACACGUUUGACGCCCACGCUAUCGAUAUCCUCUUUGUCGUGAUCAAUCAUCCACGGAAAUGUCAGAUGUAUCGUUCGGACGCCACCUUUGGGAUCAAUGGGAAUCAGUCGAAAGCUACACAAAAGUGGGAACGCAAUCUCUCGAGCGGUUUAACGAGUUCCUCAAGCGGCGAGCCGAAAUCGAGGGUGAAUAUGCUAAAGCGCUGCAGAAGCUGGCGCGGUCGCAUAAGGAUGAAGCCGUCACAAAGAAGGGACCGGAAAAGGCUGCGGGCGGGUUCGGAAUGGCCAUCAUGAGUGGGACAGUAUCCCAGAGCUGGCUACAGUUGCUGACCGUCACGGAACACACCGCGGCAUUCCACACAUCACUGGCAGAGCAACUGGACGGAGAGAUGAGGAAAAGCAUAAAAGCACAGAUCAAGGAUAAUGACAAGCUGUUCAAACAGCAAUUCGACGAGAUUCGGAAGCAGACCCUCGAAUACCGGAAGCAAACCGACAACCUCGAAAAGACGAGACUACGGUAUGAUAAGGCGACGAAGGAUAUGGAUGCCGCGCGGCAGGCAUACGAGGUGGCGAACCAGGACAUGAAUAAAACGGCGAAAGACAUCGAGCGGUUGAGGACUGAUGCAGAAAAGAAGGCUAUGCUUGCGCAGGAGUGUGCAACGGCAUAUAAGCAGUGCAUUGAGCAAACAAAUCAAGUAAAGGAUAAGUUCUACACUGAGACGAUACCCUCAAUAUUGGAUGACAUUCAAUCGAAAGAUGAAAGCAGCCGCAUCGACUUUACGAAGAAGGCGUUCCUUCGAUACGCGGACCUCCUCAAUGCUCAAACCCCAUCCAUCGCCUCAUCCAUCUCCGCCAUGACAGGCAUCUUCGACAAGAUAUCACCCACCUACGACUCCGCCACCUUCGUCAAGCUCUGCAAAACGGGCACUCUGCCGCCCAACGACUUUAUGUUCGAAGAGCGAGCGUUGACACCGAACGCUGCGACAGCCGGAAAGAAAACUUUGGCACGCGGGUUCACAAAGACGUACCUGGAGGCCGAGGACAACAAGGAGGACGCGAUUGUGGCCAUGCCGGGGAAGCACGGGCGGAAGAAGGCGGUGGAGCGGAUCAAACUCCUCGAUAAAGAACUCUCCGAGACCGAGAAAAAGAAACAGGGGUGCGAGACACUCAUCAACGUGUACGUCUCGAAACCCGAGAUCUCGCAAGACCCCAAAGUGCGCCGCGACAUGGACGACCAGAUCAACGGCCUGAACGCGCACAUCGACGUGAUCAAGAGCAAAAAGCAUCGGCUGCAGUGCUACAUCGCACAAGUGGACGGUGUGCCCGCGCCCGACCCGCCCGCGGGAGUCACGGUGCGGGAUAGCCCGAUGACACCGUUCACGCCUGAGCAUGUCAGCGGGGAGCAUCGAGGCCGACCGGAAUCGCAGGACUCGUUCGCGAGCUCGUCGGCGGCCCUAGAAGCGGGGCGGGAUGCGAGGCGGUUUUCGGGUGCGACUGGGAUGAGCUCGUAUUUGGGCCAGAGCCAGGCGGAGGAUAGUGGGGGCGAGGAUGUGUAUGAGAGUUCGCUCGCGGUCGGUGGGGGUGGGGUAGGCGGUGGGGGUGGAGUGGAUGCUGGGGAGGAUGUCAUUUGUAAAGCUCGGAUGGUGUAUGACUUUGAGGGUGCUCCGGGGGAUCUGUCGGUUACAGCUGGAGAGGAGCUGGAUGUGCUGGAAAAGCAGGACGACGGAUGGUGGAAAGCUCGGGUAUAUCGAGCAAGUGGAGUGGUCGAAGGGUUCAUUCCAGGAAAUUACACAGAGGAAAUAUAAGACUACCCCUUCCCGGGACUUGCAGAGCAUCAAUUCCCUUCUUCAAACCCGUCGUGUCUCUGUCUAUAAAUUACACCUACUACGUGAUGUCUGAACGACUGGCCAAGGCGUCCUAUGGGAGCUCUACCUUUCCUCCCCGUCCAUCUUCACCACAACGGAAUGUUUUCAGGGCUCAAGUAUGAUUGAUGAUGGAUAAAUGCUAGAUACUACUACU
Messenger RNA from Fimicolochytrium jonesii, 2050 nucleotides. RefSeq lists its product as uncharacterized. The coding region runs from base 91 to 1836 and encodes 581 amino acids. Lineage: Eukaryota; Fungi; Chytridiomycota; Chytridiomycetes; Spizellomycetales; Powellomycetaceae. The transcript has 9 exons. The record is from RefSeq and is a predicted model, not a curated record. Gene Ontology annotation, molecular function: protein binding.